Molecule: messenger RNA, 969 nt
Organism: Zymoseptoria tritici IPO323
Lineage: Eukaryota; Fungi; Ascomycota; Dothideomycetes; Mycosphaerellales; Mycosphaerellaceae
Exons: 5
Coding region: 1-969 (322 amino acids)
Molecular function (GO): oxidoreductase activity, acting on the CH-OH group of donors, NAD or NADP as acceptor; NAD binding
Source: RefSeq, a predicted model, not a curated record
AUGUCCGGCGCCAAGAAACAUCAUGUCGUGGCCGUCGAUGGUUGGAUCAACCCACCACCCCUGAACUUCGAGUACGACUUCACGAAAUAUCCAACCGUCGGUCAAGACUUGCUGCUUGAGCAUGUGAAAGAUGCGACAAUCGUCAUCACUUCCGGAAGGCCCAUGAACCGUGCAGUGAUCGAGGCCGCACCGGUACUGGAAUUAAUCUCUGUAUCCGGCACCGGAACGGACCACAUCGACCUGGAGGCUGCACGCGAGCGCAACGUUGCCGUGUGUCGAGUACCAGCGCAGAAUACCGAGACUGUGGGCGAGCAUGCGUUUGCAUUAUAUUUUGCGUUGAAGCGGAGGAUUCUCCCGCUCCAUAAUCUGGCAGCGGACGGCAAAACGUGGGCACAGAGUCCUCCAGCAACCGCAAAGGCAUUUGGUAAACCACCGCGAGUCAACUCGGAGGAAACGCUUGUCGUCGUCGGCAGACAUGUCGAGACGAUGGGACGAGCCCUCGGAAUGAACGUUCUCAUUGCUGAGCGCAAGGGCUCAUCAGAGAUUCGCGAAGGGAGAAUCUCCUUCGAUGAAGCAGUCAAGAAAGGCACUGUCUUCUUCAUCGUCGCACCUGGAAACGACAGCACACGAGCCAUGUUCAGCACACCUGAGUUUGAGAGGAUGGACUCUUCCGCACUGAUUAUCAACUGUGGGCGAGGAGGCGUUGUUAGCGAGAAAGAAGUCGCAGCUGCACUCCGUGAGGGGACAAUUGGCGGCUAUGCGACGGAUGUCUUCGAACGUGAGCCAGCUACCUCGGAGAACUGCCCACUUCUGGACCCGAGUGUGCCCAAUCUGAUUCACACUCCGCACUUGGCUUGGUUCUCCGCAAAAACGAUACGCGGCACCAUCGAGACUGUGAAAGCCAACAUCGAAGGCUUCGUGGCCGGCAAGCCGCAGAAUCUGGUAGUAUCCCGCAAGAGUGACCCUUGA